Lepus europaeus (European hare) is the source of this 5171-nucleotide messenger RNA. RefSeq names its product AKT serine/threonine kinase 3 (gene AKT3). The transcript is spliced from 14 exons. Gene Ontology annotation, molecular function: protein serine/threonine kinase activity; ATP binding. Bases 304 to 1743 code for a protein of 479 amino acids. The record is from RefSeq and is a predicted model, not a curated record. NCBI's taxonomy places the organism in Eukaryota, Metazoa, Chordata, Mammalia, Lagomorpha, Leporidae. Gene Ontology annotation, biological process: protein phosphorylation.
GCCUGCCCUCCCGCGGGCCGCACCGGGCUCCAGGGGGCCAGAGGCUCUGCGGGGUGGGGGGAGGACAGGAGGAGAGGAGGAGGGAGGGGGGACCCCCGAGUCGCCCCCUCUCCUCCCCCCGCCCCCCAACUCCAUCCUCCGCCGCCGCCCGAGCAGCUGCGGGGCCGGGGCCGCCGCCGCCGCCUUUGCAGGCUGAGUCAUCACUGGAGAGUGGGAAGGGCAGCAGCAGCAGCAGACUCCAGACCCUGAAGCUGCUAUCACAGAGUACCAUUUCUGCAAGGUGGGGGCUCAGAGGGAGCCAUCAUGAGCGAUGUUACCAUUGUGAAAGAAGGUUGGGUUCAGAAGAGGGGAGAAUAUAUAAAAAACUGGAGGCCACGAUACUUCCUUUUGAAGACAGAUGGCUCAUUCAUAGGAUAUAAAGAGAAACCUCAAGAUGUGGAUUUACCUUACCCCCUCAACAACUUUUCAGUGGCAAAGUGCCAGUUAAUGAAAACAGAACGACCAAAGCCAAACACAUUUAUUAUCAGAUGUCUCCAGUGGACCACUGUCAUAGAGAGAACAUUUCAUGUAGAUACUCCAGAAGAAAGGGAAGAAUGGACAGAAGCUAUCCAGGCUGUAGCAGACAGACUACAAAGGCAAGAAGAAGAGAGAAUGAAUUGUAGUCCAACUUCACAAAUUGAUAAUAUAGGGGAGGAAGAGAUGGAUGCUUCUACAACUCAUCAUAAAAGAAAGACAAUGAAUGAUUUUGACUAUUUGAAACUACUAGGUAAAGGCACUUUUGGGAAAGUCAUUUUGGUUCGAGAGAAGGCAAGUGGGAAAUAUUAUGCUAUGAAGAUUCUGAAGAAAGAAGUCAUUAUUGCAAAGGAUGAAGUGGCACACACUUUAACUGAAAGCAGAGUAUUAAAGAACACUAGACAUCCCUUUUUAACAUCCUUGAAAUAUUCCUUCCAGACAAAAGACCGUUUGUGUUUUGUGAUGGAAUAUGUUAAUGGUGGAGAGCUGUUUUUCCAUUUGUCGAGAGAGCGGGUGUUCUCUGAGGACCGCACACGUUUCUAUGGUGCAGAAAUUGUCUCUGCCUUGGACUAUCUACAUUCCGGCAAGAUUGUGUACCGUGAUCUCAAGUUGGAGAAUUUGAUGCUGGAUAAAGAUGGCCACAUAAAAAUUACAGAUUUUGGACUUUGCAAAGAAGGGAUCACAGAUGCAGCCACCAUGAAGACAUUUUGUGGCACACCAGAAUAUCUGGCACCAGAGGUGUUAGAAGACAAUGACUAUGGCCGAGCAGUAGACUGGUGGGGCCUCGGGGUUGUCAUGUAUGAAAUGAUGUGUGGGAGGUUGCCGUUCUACAACCAGGACCAUGAGAAACUUUUUGAACUGAUACUAAUGGAAGACAUUAAAUUUCCUCGAACACUUUCUUCAGAUGCAAAAUCAUUGCUUUCAGGGCUCUUGAUAAAGGAUCCAAAUAAACGCCUUGGUGGAGGACCAGACGAUGCAAAAGAAAUUAUGAGACAUAGUUUCUUUUCUGGAAUAAACUGGCAAGAUGUAUAUGAUAAAAAGCUUGUACCUCCUUUUAAGCCUCAAGUAACAUCUGAGACAGAUACCAGAUACUUUGAUGAAGAAUUUACAGCACAGACUAUUACAAUAACGCCACCUGAGAAAUACGAUGAGGACGGUAUGGACUGCAUGGACAAUGAGAGGCGGCCGCAUUUCCCUCAGUUUUCCUACUCUGCCAGUGGACGGGAAUAAGUUCCUUCAUUCUGCUACUUCACUGUCAUCUUAGAUUGAUUACUGAAAAUGAUUCUCGGACAUCACCACCAGUCCUAGCUCUUAAAGACAGCAGGGGGCACCUUCCGACAUCCCAGACUGGUCAAGGGUCUUCACCCCUCGCCACCUUUCACCCACAGAGAACACACAUAGACGCAAACACACUCCAGUUUUUGUUUUUGCAUGAAAUUGUAUCUCAGUCUAAGGUCUCAUGCUGUUGCUGCUAUUGUCUUAAUAUUAUAGCAACUUUAAGAAGUAAUUUUACAAUCUUUGGAAGUCAUGAGCCCACCAUGUUCAUUUGUGCACCAGUCGUCAUCUUUUAUCUUUUAGUUUUUGUUUUUCCCCUAACAGUGAAGGCUAAAUGAGAUACGCUGAUUUAGGUACAUUUUUUUUAACUUUCUAGAAGAUAAAUCAAAAACUAAUUAGACUAAGAAGAAUUAGUUUAUAAUUCAGAGCAAGCACCUGUGGAAGGGUGGUGAUGUGCACGUGGAAGCUUCUGGAAAGCACAUCAGAUGAAUGCACACCGUGGGGUGGUGCAUCACUGAGAUUGGGCUGGGACUCGCUAGGAAGCAUUUGGGGGAAGGACUGAACAACUGCUGAGAUACAGAUGCUAUUUUUUUUUUAAUUCUUGUCGGACACUGCAGAGGAAGCCCAGUAUCACACGUGGACAUCCAGACUUCACGGGCAAUCAUGGGCAAAUGAACAUUGCUGCACCGAGAGAUGAAGGUAUUUGCGCAAAGUCAUGUAAAGGGUCUUAGGAUACAGUUUGCGCCAGAGAGCAUUUUUUCCCCUGUGCUUGGAAACCUUUUUCCCUUCUUGAUAAUUAUCACCUCUGAUGGCUGAAGAAUGUAGACAGAUACAAUGAUCCUGCUUCUCACCAAAAUUUGUUCACCAAGGUAAACAGUGUUUGCCUUAUUAGUUUUCAUUUUUUACUUUCAGUUCUACGUGAAUUAGUCUUUUCUCAAACGUUAAAACUUUGAAUGUCCUUUUAUGAUUUUGUUUAUAUUGCAGUAGUAUUUAUUUUUUAGUGAUGAGAAUUGUAUGUCAUGUUAGCAAAUGCAGCUCCAACAUAUAUAAAAUAGACUUACUGCAGUUUCUUUUGACCCAUGUGCAAGGAAUGUACAUGCCAAUGAGAAUCAAAUGCACUUUUUCUCCUGUGUUUAAAGAAAAUGAUACGGCUCUGAAAUUACAUAUUGGUUAGAAUUGGUCUUUGGGAGAAGAGAUGCUAUCAUUUGACCCCUUGGUGCUGAAAAUUAGAAAAUCCAUGCCAAGGGGUUAAUGAAACAAGUAGAUCUUGAUGUUUACUCACUGAAGAACUGAAGUGUUAUGAUGGCCUGGCAACAUAAUGCAAUGGAGAAAAUUAAGACCUGAAUGAUGAUAAGAAAUGAACUUUCCUUGGCAAAAUGAACACAUCUUGAAUAUUCACUAAGUAGGCAGUAAAGGAUUAGAACCUGUUGUGUUUAUUCUGAUCAUGGUACAUUUAUCACUCAAUUAAGCCAUCAGGGAAAACAAAACAAAACAACACCUCCAGCUUUUCUUUUUCUGUAUAUAUUCAUGUCCCCAGAUUCCAACAUUUUUCACUGAAAGGGGACAUGUGUGCAAACCUCAUCUUUCUCCUUCAUUAAUGAUGAUCUUCAGAUUCAACCCUUUGGUGCUAGGAGCUGACAUUUUCCAAAGCAGCCUAUGAAGUCCAAGGGGCUGGGGGCAUUCCUGUGGCAAGCAGGAGGCCACCCCACUCCAUGGAGUGAUCAUGGAGAUGUACUUCAGUUAAUCUGACAGCUCCCAAAUGGAAGACUACAGCGUGACACAGUGUUAUGAUUGCGUUGCAUGCAAGAGCAAGUGACUCUCUCAGUAGGAUGAAUCAGAUUCAUAAUGCAGAUGUCUUAGCCUCUUGACGCUGGAAGUGUGGCUUUACAGCUCUGAAACCACUGCAGGCGGUGGGUGGGCCUCUGGCACUGAUGGGGGAUUAAAGGGCAUUUUACUAAGGCAGCUAAGACAUAUUCAGACAUAGAUUUUAUCAUAAUUUUUCAUAUUUCUACCUAAGUAGAGUUCAUCCUUGGUAUUGAGUAGGAAGCUACAGUAAAUGGUAGUUCACUCUUACACAUUUAGCUUGACCUUUUUUCCCCCCAAUCUGGAAUUAUGUUGAAUGUUUCACAUUGACAAGAAAGUAGGCUUGAAGGUUUGUCCUUUAAGUUGUCCUGCACCCAUCAUAUAAGAAGGAAACAGGUGAGGAAGAGAAGGAAACUGAGACUGGCUGAUGUUCAGAGCAUUUAUUUCUUCAGAGGGAAACCGCGACACUAAAGCUCAUAGCUUCCUGUGGUUUUGGUUUUUUCCCCCUAAAUCUCAAGUUGAUUUCCAUGACCUUGGCCAAGGAUACUUCCUGAAGAUGAAUGACAGUGCUCCAGGCUGGCUGCUACCCACAGCUGGCUCUCAGUCACAGCUGGGAUUUAGUCGCUCAACCCUCAGAUUCCGUUAGUGUCUUUCUUCUUGGGACUCCCCGAUUUUCACUCCAGAUCUCAGCUGGCAUGGAAGAAUAACAGAGAAACAGAAAUGUAUGUAGAGGGAGAUUACUAAAACUUCCCUUGUGUUGCCCGUAGCUGUAGUUUGGGAUCCUGGCAGGUAGAAGACCUGAAACCUGAAUCAUCGUGUCAGAACAGAGUUCAGACUGUGCAGGCUCCGGCUCGCACUAACCAUCAUGCAGUUUGAACCUCUUGUCAGAUACAUAGCCAUCUUGGAGGAAAUUGGCCAAUUCUGCUGGGAUUGUUGGCAGAGUUGCUAAUGGCUUUGCUUUCUAUACACUAAUUACAUAGCAUUAUUCCAGUAUUGUUUUCCAUUUCCCAUACUGAUUUCCGGCUUCUUAAAGCUGACUGUUCAUGCAGGGGCCACUUGCUUCUCCUAGAGUACAAUAGUAAGGGCCUUCCUUACUAACUGCAGGGUCUGUAUAUUACACCUCAGUGUACACACUUUGCUGCUACUGUUUGUACUGUCUACAGUAGAAUGUCCUUAUCUUGCUCCUGGUAGUGCAUUACAGGCAAGCAUGAAAUGUAAAGUAUUUAUUUAAAUAAAAAAGAAAACUUCUAAAUUGGUAAUUGAAUUACCUCCCUGUAGCUUUAUAGUUUGUGACAUUUCUUGACCUUGCUAGUUCUUUCCUUAGAUCCGCGCAAGAUCUAGUUAUCUGGUUAAGGAUUUUAAGCAGAAGCAACUAUGAACCCAAGAAACUGUAUUACUAUUACUGUUGGUCAUACUAAAACUGUUUAUUUCCUUAAGUAUAUGACCCACAAGGAUGUGAAAUAACUACAAGAAACUGUUUUUGUACACUGUACAUCCUUAGUAUUUUUACACGUAUAUGAUAGGGAUGCACAUUAUUUUCCUUCGUACAGACAGCUUAAAUAAAGCACUAUGUCAAUCUG